GCAUCACUUGAGUUUGUGAGCUAGAAUGGGCGCACGUAGGUGCAUGUUUGCGCUGCUUGCGCUUGCAGCAUGCGCGACGGCCACCGACUGGAUUCCUCAUCCUGAUUGCGAGCAUCGCUGUGAUGCUAGCAACAUGUGUGUCAGCAAACUAAGCACCACCGGCUGGGGCCUUUGCGCGGAGGGUUCUGCGGAGCUGGCGCGCGAGCUGGUUGUCGACGAGCAAACAUGCUGGCUCAGUCACAAAUGCACAUCCAGCAGGAUUUGCAGCUCCUAUUCUGGGAAGAGCCAGCUUUAUGGUCCAGAGACCACGUCCCCCAUGAAGCUCGCGGGUUGCGAGCGCGCCGACUGUUGGAACUGGCCAGGCGCAGGACUCUGGCAGCUGGGCUCUGCUGACGCAGAUGUCAAUGCUAAGGACAGCUGCGCGCCCGGGGUGCGCGCCUACCUGCGCUGCUGCGAGCAGCGGCCGCGCCGCACCUGCGCGCCGCUGCUGCCAUGCACGGCGCCAGCCGCCGCCUCUGACGAACACGACCCUGACCCCGACAACCAAUCGGACGAAGUCGCUGCCUCCGCCUCAUCUCACGCAGCCUCAGCCCCAGCUGGCGCAGCCUCAGCUGCCGCGGCAACCGCCGCAACCGCCGACGCGGCGCAGUCGGGCCGCGGCCGCAGCGACCCCCACGCCCUCACGCUGGAAGACGGCAACGCCGAGCGCCGCGGGGGCAACCAGACCGUGCGAAGCAAUAGCAGUAGCGGCAGUAGUAGCAGCACCACCAGCAGCGGCAGUGUCAGCCGCAGGAGUGCUCGCGGCGGCGGCGGUAAGGGGCACGGAGGUAGCGGAGCCCGCCGAGAUACAGCUAAAUCCGACCCCACCACCUCCAGCGGCAGUAGUAGUAGCAGUGGCGGCAGCAGCGGCAGCGACAGCAGCACCAGGAGCAGCGGCAGCGACAGCAGCAGCAGCAGCAGAGAUCCUACGUCCAACAAAGGGCCAGUGUCCAAGUCCACCGACGAGGCCCCAGCUCAAACCAGCAGUGUCGGCAGCGGCGGCAUUAUUGGUGGCGGCGUCAUUAUUGGCGGCGGCAUCAGCAGCAGCAGCGGUGGCGGCGGCAGCGGCAGCAGUGGCGGCGGCAGUGGCGGCAGCAACAGCAACAGCAGUAGCAGCAGCGCCGCUGCGGCGGCGGCGGCCUACAAGGCGCCCGCCACCGUGGGCUCCUUCCUGCGUGGCAACGUGUCUUCCGACCCGGUGUGGCGGGCGGGGCUGGCGCUGCUGCCGCCGCUGGGGGCAGCGCUGCAGGCGGCGCCGGCGGUGGCGGCCUGGUACGCGCAGCGCUGGGACGCCGCGUUCCGACCCAUGCUGGCCGCGGUGCUGUGUGGCGCUGACGUGCACGACCCGGCCGUGCUGCCGCCCGAGGCGGCGUCCCGCGCCUCCGCCGCCGUACGGCUGCUGCUGGCGCCGCCGCUGUCGCGCUUCCUGCUCGCCACGCCCACCGGCUCCUUCCUGACAGACCAGCUGGCAGCGAGCAUGGGCGUGGCGCUGGAUGCCAGCGCCAUCAACGCCCACAUACAGCCUGGCAACAUGCUUAGCUAUGCAGCAGCCGUGCAGGCCUUCCUUCACAGCGACCCGCUCGCCACCGCCUCAGUCCUGGCCGGUGGGCUCAUGACCGGCGGCGACGACGUCAGCAGCGGCGGCAGCGGCGGCCCAGGCUUUGACUUUGACUUUGACUUCGGAGACGACGACAGCGAUGGCAGCGGAGGCGGUGGCGGUGGCGGUGGUGGCAACAUGGGUGGCGGUGGGAGCGGGAGCGGCGGCAGCGGUGACACUGCUGAUGACGUGGACGCGUUUUGGGCGGGCGUCCGCGGCAGCGGCGCCGGCAAUGCCGACGUCGACCCUGACGCUGAUGCUACUGGUACUGCUGAUGGAGGUGACACCGACGGCGGCAGCAGCAGCAGUCUGGCCGCACUCCUGAAAGCCCUGGGCCUGUCGGGCGACGGCGACAACGACGGUGGUGACGACGACGAUGUCAGCGGGCCCGCGGCCUACGCGCCCGCCGGAUCCGGAUCCGCCGGAUCCAGCAUCAACGGUUACAACGGUUUCAAAAACGCAACGCCUGGAUCCAGCGGCGCCUCCGGCGGCGGCAACGGCAGCGGGCUUGAUGGAUCCGCCGGCAUGGUUCCGCUGCUGGGCGGUUUGGUGUCGGUGCUGACGGCGGGCGGGCCGCUUGGAUCCAGCAUCGGCGGUUUGGAUCUGGUCGUGGAUGACGUGUUCAUGGCGGCCUUCAUGGGGCCGCUGCUGCUGCCGGGGCUGCUAGGCGGCGUGGCGGGCGGCAUGGGGGUGGAGAUGGCCGCGCCCGACAGCCGCCUGACCGCCCCGGUGGUGGUGGGCGACCUGCUAGGUCUGACCAGCGGCCUGCUGCGGGCCGCGCUCAACGCCAGCGCCGCCGCCGCCGUGCGCAGCCCGCCCGACUUCGGCCGCGCGCUGAUGGCCAUGUCCGCCACGGAGCGCGCCGCCUUCACAGCCAUGGCCAGCAGUCUGGACGCGCUGACGGCGGCGGUGGUGGACUUGGUGGCCGCGGCCGACUCCUACCCAGCUCCGCCGCCGCCGCGCGCCACGCAGUUCGCGCUGCCGCCGCCGCCAGCCUCCGCAACGCCGGCGCUGCCCACACCCACCCGCAUGCCGCCGCUGCCGCCGCCGCUGGCCGCCGCCGCCGACACCUGCGCCUCCCCGGCCGCGGCCCUGACCUCCGACCUGCUCGUGUCCCUCACAUCACCGCUCUCCGGCUCGAAACUGUUUGGGGUGCUGACGGCGGCGGUGGCGCCGGCGGCGGGGGGCGCUCUGCGGUCGCUGCCGACGGUGCUGAGCUGGUGGGCGGCCCGGUGGGAUGCGUCCAUGCAGCCCGUGCUGGCCAUCGCGGUGUGCUCUCCGCCCGGCACGCUGGUGCCGCUGCCGGCGGCGGAGCGGGCGCUGGCCUUCCUGCGCUGGCUGGGGCUGCCGCUGCUGCGCCGCGCCGCCGCCACCAACACCGGGGCCGUGGUGGUGGACAGGAUGCAGGCAGGAGGCGGCGGUGGUGGUGGUGGUGAUGGUGGCGGGCAGGGCUUCAAUAUCAGUGCGCUGGAGCAGCAGCUCACACGCGCCCGGCUGCGCGCCGCUGUGGCCGAGGUGCAGCGGGCGACGGCGGCGGACGGCAGCGGCGGCGGCGGCGGCCUGAGCGCACUGCCCGCCGCCACGCUGCCGCUGGUGGCGCUGGUGGGCGCUCUGCUGGGGCCGCCGGGGCUGGCCGCCACGGACCCGCGGUUCACCAGCUCUGACAUGACCCUGGACGCCAUGGUCAUUCUGCAGGCAAUGGCGGAGCUGCCGCUGCGUGCCGCCGCCGCCGGCUACGUCGCACCGCAGCUGGCGGCGCCGAGGGCCACCGGCACCGGCGUCAGCCCCGGCGCCGCCCGCAGCGCCUCUGCCCGCGACCCGUUCUACGACUCGCUGCUGUCUCUGACGCCCAGCCAGACGGCCGCCUUCAAGUCCUUUUCCACCAGCAUGUCGGCGCUUCAGUCGUCCGUGGUCAAGAUGAUGUCCACGUACGGCGGCGGGCCCGGCCCAAUUCUGUUAACUGCCUUGCCGCGAGUCGCCUUCCCGCUCGGCCCCGCGCCGCCUGUCACCACCACCGCCGCCGCCAGCGGCGGCAGUGGCAGCGCCGGCGACGACGACGAUGAUGACGAGGCCGAGGGCCUGAGCGGCGGCGCCAUUGCUGGCAUUGUGAUUGGCGUGCUGGCGGCGGUGGUGGUUGUGGCGGCGGUGGCGGUUACGCUGCGGAAGAGGCAGCUGCAACAAAAGUACGACCAGCUGAAGCUGGGUGGAGGAGGGCUGGGAGCAGCGGGCGACGGCGCGGGUGGCAGCAUUGGCGGCGGCGGCGGAGGCAAGGGUCUGGGAAGCGCGGGCGUCUCUCAGGAGUUUGAUUACGAAAGCGGCUUUGGCCGCGCCCUUGGCAGCAAGGCGGUUGCGGUAGCGGCGGUUGAUGAUGACGAGGCGGACGAGCGCUCCCGACUGGCGCCUGGAGAGAAGAGCUCGGGCAUUUAAUAAUGCGGUAGGCGCGCGACUGGCGAAGGGUUGACCUUGUGUGUUUACCUUACUUGCCUCUAUGUGUCAUCUUUUAUUGCUUUGGCGGGUGUUAAGUGGAAUACUGGCGCGUUCAGUCCACUGCUGUUGGCUCACUGUCACAGGUGCGGAGGGAUUUGGGCGGGUGUGGGCGGCGGUGGUGGCGGCGGCGGCAAUCGGUCGAAGUACUGGCACCAUGGCCACAACAGCAACGGCCACGCGGCAGUGGAUGCGGGCGGCGGGGGCGGGGGCGACGGGGGCGGCUCUUGAACCGAGGCCAUUGGACAUUCGCGCACUUGCAGUCGUAGAAUACUGAGGGAUGGCAGCACUGCUGGCCCGGCAUGUAGGCCUGUGUGGGCGUGCCGGGCCAGAGUCGGCUGCUGCAGGGGGAUUGUGGCUGUGGCGCACACGUGCAUGCGGUGUGCACCGGUUCGAAGGUCGUGUGUGCGUGCGCCUCGCAUGUGUGGCGGAGGGGUGUGUCCGGUUACCCGCCAGACAGGCGGCACGGUACGUGCGUCCUUUCUCCUACAUUUCUUGGCUCGCCCCGCAAACCGCGACGGCCACGUCGUGAUACGGUAUUGGCUAUUGUCCUUUAUCCAUACUCGUAAUAUUGCUGGCACAAUAAGGCGGCAGGUCGAUUGGCCGAAGCGAGAAGCGAGCACCCCCCGUCCAUUGGGGAUGGACUUUUGCAAGGUCGCGGGGAGUUGCGCAGGUUUAGGCCCGGCCGGUGCCUGGUUAGCAGUCUUUGCUGGCGAGCAUACGGUAGCAUGGCACGGUGUGUAAUUCAUUGCUGUUGGGUUUCGUGCCUACUGUGCGUGUGCUUGACAGCGGGACCUGGCUGGACACGUGGCGGGCCAUACCUGUACAAGUCGACCCAGGCAAUAGGAGAACGGUGGCGGGGGCAGGCAGAGAUGACAUGAGUCCGGGAGGUGUGGUAGGCGCUUGCGGCCUCAGACGGGAGACGUGGCGUGGGCCGUUUUUGUCCUUCGACGUGCCUUAACUUUGCAAUGGGCGGCUGUCCCACUCGCUUCUGGUGGUGCCUACGGCCGCGCGCGUGAAGUAGUAUCGUUUGGCGGUCGUUUGAAAUUGUGCCCAGCAGGUAAGUCUUGCUCCUGAAUGGGCCGUAGCUUUUGCGGUGUCAAAUAACAGAGGAACCCCUGACGAAUAAGGUUUCGAAGGCAGAAAUGGUCAUGGGUGAACAGCCGCUUGGUUGCCCGCACAACCAAGCGGCUUGGCCAUUUGCACGGCGCGUGCCCCUGCCUGCGAGUGAUGCUGAGCUUCAGUGCUGGCGCAAUGUGGGGAGCCGUUUGACACAGGCUCAGUUUUGGCGACGGUGUGUGUGCGUGAGGAGGGGGGAGGCGGGGAUGCGAGAUUGACACCGGGUUGCCGGCACGCGCACUUCGGCGCAAUUCGUGGUGACUGCAUUUUAUAUAACAUAAGACCACAACAUAUAAUUUGAAGCCUUCGUGUGGGCUAUCGCGUGCUUCAGAAGGCGCGCCGACUUGAAGCCGAUGAUUAUGGACGCGAUGAAAGGCUGGGAGGGAGGAGUAAUGACAGGAACACGCAAUGUGAACAGGCACGAAUAGGUUAUGGUCCGGGGCUGGGCAAUACUAGCCACAAAUC
This is a messenger RNA of Chlamydomonas reinhardtii, 5704 nucleotides long. RefSeq lists its product as uncharacterized. NCBI's taxonomy places the organism in Eukaryota, Viridiplantae, Chlorophyta, Chlorophyceae, Chlamydomonadales, Chlamydomonadaceae. The record is from RefSeq and is a predicted model, not a curated record. The coding region runs from base 317 to 4063 and encodes 1248 amino acids. The transcript has 16 exons.